Molecule: messenger RNA, 322 nt
Organism: Dentiscutata erythropus
Lineage: Eukaryota; Fungi; Glomeromycota; Glomeromycetes; Diversisporales; Gigasporaceae
Source: the annotation of a GenBank genome assembly
CCUCAGAACUGUCUGUCUUGAAGUUGCAUGGAUUUCUCGUUAUUUGGUGAUUUGGGUAGGUUUUUUUUGUAUUUUCUUCGUAGUUUUUGUCUCUUCGUCGUUGGAGCCUCAGAACUGUCUUGAAGUCGCAUGGAUUUCUCGUUACCUUGGUGAUUCGGUAGGCUCUUCGUUGUUUUUAGUGGUUCAUUCAGAGCUCUUCGUCGUUUUUUUGUGGGUUCUUCCAGUAAAUUCGUCAUUUCUUGGUAUUAAUCUUCGUUGGUUUUCGCUAGAUUUGUCGUCAGUUUUAUUCGGUUCUUCUAUGAAUUCUUUGUUGUUUCUUCCA